AUGUCUAUGGAGAAUCAAAGAUUGGAUAAUUCUAGUGAUGAAAAGGAGAAGUCACACUCCGAAUAUGUGAACUCGGUACAUUCGGCUUCAAUCUCAGAUUCUGACUUUGAGCCUUACAAAAUGACUGCGGAUCAAGUAGUACAGUAUUUUCAAACUGAUAUUAAUCAUGGACUUAGCUCUGCUGUUGCCAAAGAGCAUCUGGCCAAGUAUGGCCCUAAUACACUAGGUGAAGGGACUAAGAUUUCGAUUACCAAGAUUGUUGCUCAUCAGACUUGUAAUGCUAUGAUUCUCGUCCUAAUUAUCUCAAUGAUUAUUGCUCUAGCUAUUCAGGAUUGGAUUUCUGGGGGUGUUAUAGGUUUCGUUGUUCUGUUAAACGUAGUUGUUGGUUCCAUCCAAGAGUUUAAAGCGGAACAGACCAUGGGAUCAUUGCGAUCUUUAAGCUCUCCAACGGCUAGAGUGAUAAGAGAUGGGAAUGACCAAACAAUACCUUCCGAAGAGGUUGUUCCCGGAGAUAUUGUUAUUGUAAAAGUUGGUGACACCAUUCCAGCAGACAUGCGAUUGUUCAACGCCAUGAAUUUUGAAACUGAUGAAGCUCUUCUUACUGGGGAGGCUAUGCCCGUAGUCAAAAGUCCUCAUGAUGUUUACAAGCAAGUGGUACCAGUAGGUGACCGUCUAAACUUAGCGUAUAGUAGCUCAAACGUCACCAAAGGUAGAGCCCAGGGUAUUGUUGUAUUCACGGCUCUUGAAACUGAAAUAGGGAAGAUUGCAAAGUCGUUGAGCAAUAAGACUUCUAAGGUGCGAACGGUUAGCAAGGACGAUCAGGGAAAUGCCAACGCUUUUGCUUAUCUCAGAGCCGGAUUCGGUACUAUAAAGGACAAUGUGCUUUCAUUCUUGGGUCUAACUGUGGGAACUCCCUUACAAAAGAGAUUGUCAAAGCUAGCAAUUUUCCUAUUCUGUAUUGCGGUCGUAUUUGCUAUCGUUGUUAUGGCUUCCCAGUCUUUUGAAGUAAACAAACAAGUUGCUAUCUAUGCCAUCUGUGUGGCUUUAUCCAUGAUACCUUCCUCGUUGGUCGUUGUCCUAACUAUUACUAUGGCUGUGGGAGCAAAGAUUAUGAUUAGUAGAAAUGUGAUCGUAAGAAAACUAGAUUCACUGGAAGCUUUGGGUGCUGUUAAUGAUAUUUGCUCUGACAAAACUGGAACUUUGACUCAAGGACGAAUGAUUGCCAAGAAUGUUUGGGUGCCGGCUGUGGGUACUUUUGCUGUUGUCGACUCCACUGAUCCUUUCAAUCCGACCUUGGGAAAAGUUGAGUUUAUUCCCAAAUCCCCGGUACAAAUUUUAGAAGAUGAUGAGAAUUUAUUUCAAGUGUACGAUAAAUUUGAAGACGGCUCGGUUCAGAAAGAGUUAUUUCACAAAUGGUUAUUCACUGCAACACUGGCUAACAUUGCUAAAGUUUUUGAGGAAAAAAAUGACAAUGGUGAAGUAGUCUGGAAAUCUCAUGGUGAUCCUACCGAGAUCGCUAUACAAGUUUUUACCACGAGGUUAGGAUAUAGCAGGGAUGACUUGUCGUAUGAUUCUCCGGAUUCUCCGUACGAGCAUCUUGCAGAAUUUCCAUUCGAUUCGUCGAUCAAGCGAAUGACUGCAAUCUAUUCUGAAAGGAAAUCAGGCAAGCACACCAUUUAUACAAAAGGUGCGGUGGAGAGAGUUCUCGGGUGCUGUAAUAAGAUUUACCAAACAGACGGAACGACUCGACCGCUCACUGAUGAAGACCAUAAGAAUAUUGAGGAGCAGAUGAAUGCGUUUUCCAGUCAAGGAUUGCGAGUUCUUUCUUUUGCCCAGAGACAUCCUGAGCCAGAAGAUCAUUGGAAUAAUGUUGAUAGAGCUGUGGUCGAAUCAGACCUCACUUUUUUGGGGCUUAUUGGUAUUUAUGACCCACCAAGACAGGAAACCGCUCCUUCUGUGAAGAUGUGCCACAAGGCUGGUAUCAACGUUAGAAUGGCUACUGGUGACCAUCCCUCCACUGCCCGUGCUAUUGCUCAAGAAGUAGGUAUUUUACCCCAUAAUUUGUAUCACUACGCACCUGAAGUUGUUAAAGUCAUGGUUAUGACUGCGACGGAGUUUGAUGCCUUAACAGACGAUGAAGUUGACGCUUUACCAGUCUUACCACUGGUCAUAGCUCGUUGUGCUCCACAGACGAAAGUUCGUCUUAUUGAUGCACUUCAUAGAAGAAAGAAGUUUUGUGCUAUGACUGGAGAUGGUGUCAACGAUUCACCUUCGUUGAAGAAGUCUGACGUUGGUAUUGCUAUGGGUAUGAAUGGUUCAGAUGUCGCAAAAGAUGCAUCUGAUAUUGUGCUUUCAGAUGAUAACUUUGCUUCCAUCCUAAAUGCAGUUGAAGAAGGCCGUAGAAUGGGGGAUAAUAUUCAAAAAUUUGUACUGCAAUUACUGGCUGUUAAUGUUGCUCAAGCCCUAUAUUUGAUGGUGGGUCUUGUUUUCAUGGAUGAAGCUGGAUUCUCCGUUUUUCCGUUAACUCCUGUUGAAGUUUUGUGGGUUAUUGUGGUCACAUCAUGUUUCCCUGCUAUGGGUUUAGGUAUGGAGAAGGCUUCUGUUGAUAUUAUGGAGAAGCCACCUAAAGACCCCAAGGAUAAUGUUUUUACCUGGGAAAUUCUUUGUGAUAUGUUGGUGUAUGGGAUAAUUAUGGCUAUUUGUUGUAUGGGUCCGUUCCUUAUCGUUGUUUACGGAGAUGGUAAUGCUAGCGGUGAACCUCGUUUAGGUGUGGACUGUAAUGAUGCAUAUAGUUCCUCCUGUGAUGCAGUAUUCAGGGCCAGGUCUUCCUGUUUUGCUGUGAUGACAUGGUGUGCCCUUAUUCUGGCUUGGGAAGUGAUUGAUCUACGCCGAUCACUGUUUCGUAUGCAUCCUGACUCGGAGACUCCAUAUACCCAGUUUUUCAAAGAUGUAUGGGACAAUCAGUUGUUAUUCUGGUCAGUUUGUCUUGGAUUUAUCACACUCAUUCCAACGAUCUAUAUUCCCGUCAUUAAUACAAAGGUAUUCUUGCACAAAGGUAUUUCUUGGGAAUGGGGUGUUUCUAUUGGAUUUGCGCUCGUAUUUUGGAUAGGUGCUGAAGGUUGGAAGUGGGUGAAACGUAUUUAUUACCGCCGAAAGGACGAGAAGGCCAGAAAUCCGGAAUAUGAUUUGGAAAGGAAUGAUCCGUUCGCACAAUAUGCAUCAUUUUCUAGAACAAACACCAUGGACAACCAAAAGAAGUUAUUCGGUUAA
Messenger RNA from Komagataella phaffii GS115, 3270 nucleotides. Its product is annotated as P-type ATPase sodium pump, involved in Na+ and Li+ efflux to allow salt tolerance. Gene Ontology annotation, cellular component: plasma membrane. The coding region runs from base 1 to 3270 and encodes 1089 amino acids. The record is from RefSeq and is a predicted model, not a curated record. Gene Ontology annotation, biological process: intracellular calcium ion homeostasis; calcium ion transmembrane transport. Lineage: Eukaryota; Fungi; Ascomycota; Pichiomycetes; Pichiales; Pichiaceae. Gene Ontology annotation, molecular function: ATP hydrolysis activity; P-type calcium transporter activity; ATP binding. The transcript has a single exon.